Drosophila teissieri is the source of this 11945-nucleotide messenger RNA. RefSeq names its product synaptotagmin-like protein 4 (gene btsz). The transcript has 13 exons. Lineage: Eukaryota; Metazoa; Arthropoda; Insecta; Diptera; Drosophilidae. Gene Ontology annotation, biological process: exocytosis. The record is from RefSeq and is a predicted model, not a curated record. Gene Ontology annotation, molecular function: neurexin family protein binding. Gene Ontology annotation, cellular component: exocytic vesicle; plasma membrane. The coding region runs from base 687 to 11312 and encodes 3541 amino acids.
AGCAACGAACCCAGCGAACUCCGAAAACGAAUUGGAUAAUUUCUUUGCCAAACAACGCAGAAUUUGGCGGAUCUCCAGAGUUUGCACAAGCCAUUUCUACGAACGACAAGCGGCCAGGCGGCGCUGAAUACGAAAGUAUCUCGCAACCAGUAAGGGAGAUACAAUCGGCCAGCGGCGAGUGGCUGAAGGACGCCUAUGCCCUGGGAUCCUGCAGUGCCGUCGACCACCUGACCACCAGCGACGUCCUGAGGAAGAGCAUCCGGCGUUCUUGGACCAUAUCGAAUCCCGAGGACGAUCCGAACAAUCCGAACUCACAACAGCCGGUGGCGGACAACCUGUAUCCGCAGCAGCAGCAUCUGAUUGAGGCGCAGUCCGCGGGCAGCUACCCCACCCUGCACCAGCACCACCAGCAGCAUCACCUGCCACCGCAGCCGCGGCCCACGCACGGCAUCAAUUACGGAAGUGGCACGGCCACGCCCACGACCAGCAGCAAGUGGCAGCUGGGACGGAGGGUCCUGCGUCAGUCGACGCUGCCGAGUAGCCUGAACAACGACCCGGCGCUCAGCGGCAGUGGCGGCAAUCUGGCCAACUACAAUUCCGUGAAUCUAACGGCGCCCACAUCGCCGCAUCAGCUGCAGAAGAGUCCGCUCUAUCCGAGCGCCUACAACAGCGACGACGUCAUCCACAUGAACACCAUGCCCGGAAUGGGAGUGGGUGUGGGUGUUGGUGUUGGUGUGACGGUGGGUGACUGCGACAACUACGCGCAGCAGCCGCAGCCGCAGCAACCCCAACUGGAGGUCACACCCACGCAUCAUCGGCUCCAGGUGCGCCGCCAAUCCACGCUGCCAGCUCAGCCAACUCCGGCUAUAUAUAUGUCCACAUCCCCGAACCGGCUGUACAGUCGCUCCCCGGAAAGAUCGCCGGGUGAGCAGCAACGCUAUCCGCCCUUCAUGAGGCAGACCUCGUUCCCCGAACCGCCCAGCACUUAUCAUCGCACCAAGUUGCUGCCCAGCACGGGAGCACCGCCGCCGACAGUGGCUCCACCACCCCUGAAUUAUGAAUCACAAGCGUCCAGCCUGGCCAGCGACGAGCAGGAUGUGGGACCCAUGCCUAAGCCGAGAAUGACCCGGCAGGCAACACUACCAAAUCCCGAGCAGCAUGUCAAGCUACUGCCCACAUCUCCGCCAAAGCGACAGACUUCCCCGCAAUUCCGACGUUCGCCGGAAUUCAUGCGUCAGCAAACGCUGCCAAAUCCGGAAGCCUUCAGCAGUGGAAACACACUCACAGUGCACGCUACUCCUCCUGCAAAAUUCAUGCCCAUUUCGCCGAGGGCCAAACAGAAUUUCCUCUUCCCCAGUGUUCCGAAUCCCCGGCAAUUUCUCUCCCAGCCCCAUGUGCCCGCCGUGGGUGGCAUCGAGCUGGGAAGCGGAGGCAGUGUGGCCAGCACCAGCGGCGUCGGCGGUGGUGAGCAGUACUCCAGUAGUCAGAGUGUGAACAUCCAUCACUCCCGUGAUCCGCAUUCCAAGAUGAUCAAGGUGCGCAGCCACAGCAACGAGGAGUACUCGAAUACCAAGGGCCAUCCGGAGAACAGAAGAUUGCUGCCGGAGAUCCCAACGGCUGUGCAGCGGCCUGGUGGCCGAUCACCCAGUCGCCUGGUGCGCCAGGAUUGCCUGAAGGAGGAGAGAACCUUCGGCGAGGCUAAGCAGCAGUUCCAUCAGUUUCCCGAUGUCACCGAGGAGCUGGAUAAUCGCCCGGAAUACGUGGAUUACUUUGGCGACAGUGCCACCAGUUUCCUGGAGUCCGACGAGGUGCAGUACGAGCGCAACUAUAAUGCCGGAUUCAGCAGUGAGCCGCGUAUCAUCUACAACAAUGGCUCGGAUGAUGGAAGCUACCAGAACUCAUCUCAGAGACCGAUUUACAGUGCCGAGAAUGUCCUGGCUGAUUCGGGCUAUGGGGGAGGAGCCGGCGUGGGACUGGGUGCCAGUGGCGGUUCCGGUGGUGUGCCCGGCUACUAUCCCGACAUGGGCACUCCACAGGGCUUCUAUGGCGGAGCAGCUCUGCCGCGUACUCCUCUAAUGCACAAUCGCCUCCGGCGGCGGCAAUCCAGGGAACUGCAGAUGCAGCAGGAGGAGCUGGCCCAGCUCUCACAGGUCUCGGAUGCGAGUGGCAAAGGUUCUGGCAAUGAAGGUGCAUCCAGCAGCGGAGGUGCCUCCGAUAGCCAUGCUGCCGAGAGACGAAAGCCCGAGCAGAUGCGCUCCGUUUCCGAGGAUUCUGGAGCGAAGACCACACCCAAGCCCGUCACACGUCGCUCCUUCUCGCAUCCCGAAAAGGACACUCAGCCCACCAAGAAAGCUGAGAUAUCGAAAAUACCCAGCCCUCGUCCUCUGGCCGACAUCCUGGACAAGACGCGAGGCAACUCAAAGAUCCCGCAGGCGAGGCGCCGCAACAGCCGCACAGGAAUCGGCGAGGCUGAGGAGGUAGCAUCCACAGGGCAGGAGGAGGAGAAGCCCCCAGGGGAAUCCGGCCAAGGAUCCGGAGCGGAGCAGCCGGUCAAUGGCAAGUCCCUCGAGUCCUCGGCCAACAAGGAGGGCGGCGAUCCAAGCAGCUCGGCGGAUGCCACCCACACCAGCACUUUGGGCGAGCAGGAGCUGCAGAAUGCAGUGGAGGCCGCGGCGGUUGUCUUCAAGAAGGUCGUGCUGCAACGUCGCAAGGAGAAGGAGAAGGCCGCCGAAGAAGGCACGGGGCAGCAGCAGCUGUCCGUGGCUUCCGUUGAUAUCGGUGGACUUGGAGGUGGGGGCGAUGCCAUGGAAACCUCGUCGUCAUCGGAGCUAGACUUCAGGUGUUCCACUCAGCAUGGACGCCAGCAGCAGCAGUCGCAAUAUAGCGUUGAAGCGGACGAGUUCAAGCUCGUCUUUCUCAACUCGGAUUCAUCAUCGUCCUGUCACGGCGAAGAGGAGGAAGAGGAGGAGGAGGAGGAGGAGGACGGGGAUGAGGAUGACACGGACUCGUCCUGCUCCACGCACCACUGUCACAGCAUUGUGAGCAAUGUGGAGGACUGCGAUUGGGAUUACUUUGAGCCCUCCAUGAUCUCCACGACCACCACCACGACAACUACCAUGAUUGCCUAUACCACGGCCCGAGCCACGCCCACUCCACCGCCGCGCGUGAGGCGUCAGUCGAGCGACAGCGAUUCUCCCCAGGUGCAAAGACGACCCCAGCAGCCCAGGAGCAGCUAUUGUCCCAGGAUCAGAGAGAGCGACACCGGCACCGAUGAGGAGUUUGUGCUGAACACCGAAAGCAGCUCGCAGACCAGCUCCGAUCAAACACCACCACCGGUGCCACCACCCCCGCAUCCGCUCAGCAUGAAGACCCGGAUCAAGACGCGUUUCCUGAAGAAUCACCACCACCACAGCCACAACCGAUGCAACUGCAAUCCCGGCCAGCAGCAGCAGCAGCCGCAACCGCAGUAUGUGCCCAUUCCCGUGCCGGUGCCCAUACCAGUGCCCAUGGCCGCCUAUCCCAACUGGCCGGAGGUGUCGCCCAAUCCACUCCUGGAACAGGACGAGCAGCUGGCCGCCAGUCUGCAGCAGCUAUGGAAGGCGGCCGGUCACCAACAACAAUUUGCCGCCAUAGUUGCCGCCUACUCACAGCAGUUUGCCGCGGCCAGUGGCAACAUGUUCGAUGCAACGCCGCCGGUGACCAGCAAGAGCUACCAACAACUGCCCACCACUCCGCCGCCGAUGCCGCAGCGCUUGCGCGGACUGGGUGGCUUCAAGUCCUCGGCGCCGGAGCUGAGUGCCUCGCUGGGAUCACUGAUGACGCAGUCCCUCUGCUCCACCAUAUCCUCCUCGUCGUCGUCGAGCACCUCGGGCUAUGGGACGGCGGGCAGGAGCCUGGAAACGCUGGCCCCUCCAAUGCGAGCUGCCAACUCGAUGCAGCAGCAGCACCAGCAGCAGCAGCAGCAAUACCAAGAGCAACAUCAACAAAUGGCCAGCAGUGCUUUCAAGCCAAAGCCAACAAGUUUAGUAGCUUCGCGUUCGCCGACGGGUGAGCAACCAGAAACGAGCAACGCGCGUCGCGGCAGCAGCAACAGUGAGAGCGACGACAACAGCAGCAACACCAAGAGCAACAGCAACAACGCAACGCCCACAACGGGCAGAUUGUGUAAUGUUUAUGAUAAAACCGGCACAGUGCCAGUGCCAGUGCUAGUGCCAGUGUCCCAGUGCGUUCAGGCACAUGUUGCCAGUGGUGUAGAUAAGAGUGCCGCGACAGCAGCAGCAAUAUCAACAAAAGCGGCGGCACCAGCAGCGGCAGCAACAACAACACCAGCGACAUCCACAAAGGGAACCGCUCUGCCGAGAGUGGCCAGCAAAUACCAGAGCCGAAAUCUAUGCGAAACCCAGCUAGCAGCGGCAACAACACAAACCUACCUGGCCAGUAAAAACAGCCACGAAGAAGUGGAAGCAGCAGACGAAACGAAUAUACAUAAAAAUCAAGUACCAGCCGCAGCAGCAGCAGCGGCAGCAACAGCAACAUCACAAAUACAAACAGCAACUAGAGCUGCGGCUCCUGCGAUAAUAACUCGUUUCGGCGGACUUGCAGUCGAAAAUGCUGUUGGAAAUGUGGCUGAAAGUGCCAGUGCCAGUGCCAGUUCCAUUCCCAUUCCGAAGCCCAAACCCAGAGCCCAGCAGCACCCAGAGCAGAUAGAUCAGCGGCGAGCGACGGCGGAGACUGCCAAGAAUUUGUCCUCCAAUCGACUUAUAGAGAACCACAGCAAGAUGUCCGAUGAGGCAUCACCAUCGACGGCGGCCCAUCUGCUGAGCGAGAGCUAUGCGGCCAGUAGUCCCGACGAGGCCAGCAGCAACAGCAGUCAGGAUGGGGAUCAGGAGAGAGAGGAUCGAGAGGUAAUGGAGGAGGAGCAGGCGGAACAGGCGGAGCAAAAGCCCCGUAGAACCACGCAGAGAAGCUACAAUGUGGCGGGAAUGAUGGAGGAGCAGCAACUAGGGGCGGUGGAUGCGGUGGACGCAGUGGAGCAACGCCACCACAGCACGACCAGCGAGUCCAGCUCCAGCAGCAGCUCCAACUCCAGCUCCAGCUCGGAAUCCUGUGACUCCGACGAUACGGGAACUGUGCGCGAUCGCAGGCCCAAGAGGAGGAGGUUCAACAAGGUGUUCGUGGUGAAUCGCCAGCCCGGUGGCCGGGUGAGACGUAGUUCCUCCACCGAGGGGGAUUCUCUGUCUUCAUCGGACGCCAAUUUGGAUGAUUCCUCCGACAAUGAUACAGACACCGAGCGCACGGAUUGUGGCAUUGUGCUCAACUAUGUUAAACCUCUAGAGGAGGAACCCAAGAAAGCGGAGGAGGCGCCGCCAGCUGCACGUGAUUGCCAAUCAAGUGACGAAGACAACAUUAACAAUGAUGAUGAUGAUGAUGAUGAAAGUGAACGCCGUGUUGCCAACUCAAGCGAUGAGCUGGCCAACUGCAUUGUAGUGGUGGGCGGGCAGACGGACGACGCCGCCGCCGGCGUGGUGCUGCACCACAUGCGAUCGCUGCCAGACGUCGAGUUCGAUGGGGAGCAAUCAGAGCGCCGCCAAGCGCAGGCGAUAGACGCCAGCGAUGCCCUCGCCGCCUGCGAUGAGCUGCACAGCAUCUCCAACGAUGUCAAUCGAUUGCUGGCGCUGCACAAGCAGAACUCCCAGCUGGAGCUGAAGCUCCAGCGCUUGCGCCAGGGAGUGGCCGAAAUCAAUGAGGAUCUGCAGCUGACCACCACGGGCACGGGCACGGGCACUGAUGUGGCUGCCACCCACUGCACAACGCAGCCAGGUAGUGCCGGGAAACCCGACGAAUGCAACAGCCCUGCUUCUCGGAAAAGCCCCUCGACCGUGCUAAAUUCUAAUGACGCUGGCCCGCGGGGUCUCACCUGCUUACGGCAGGUAGAAGCAGAGGCAAAGGUAGAGACAGAGACAGAGGCAGAGGUAGUGGCAAACAACGCUGAUGGCAAAGUGCUGGAUGAGCUGAGUGGCCGAACAGCUGAGCAAACCGAGGAGAGGGUCGUCACAUGCAGCCAAGCAUGCAAAAUAAACGACAACAGUGACUACUCGCUGGAUUCACUCUCGGUAACUUCGGCAACUUCAGCGAGUUUGUUGGCACCUGAGCAGCCACUGCCUCUCUCGCUCCAGCAGGUAGAAGAGAGCGCUCGCUUACCUGUCUCCUCCGCUCGCGAGCAGCGAUAUCGCCGUGGAGCGAAUUGGGAGUCGGCGGAGUCGCCAGUCGAACAUGAAAUGUUAAACGUUGCGGUCGCUUCACGUGCUCCGCUCCUCGGCGGCAAUAACAACAACAGCAACAGCAACGAUAAUAGCAAUAACGAAAACACUAACAACAACGACAGCGAACUUGGCCAUAAUAAUAAUGACGCUUUCGCAGCACAAAAGACGAGAAAUAGCGGCUCGAGUGUUGUUGUCGGCCGCGGAAUUAGUGACGUAGUGAGUGUGAAUUCAAAUGUGAGCGGUGAAAACGAGUGUGACUUCGACAAAAUAUUCGGUAGUCAUCAGCAAAACACUCCAAGUGCAGCAGCAGCAGCAGCAACAUCAGCAACAACAGCUGCAGCAACAGCAGCAGCGACAACUGACACACCUGCAACAUCGGCCAGGGAACUGGCUUCGCCCAAAAAUUCACUUUCAGCCAAGUAUCGCAGUUUGGUCAUGAUCACCAAAGACAAUGAAAGUGCAGCUGGCGAUUACGAAAUGGCAAACAGCAGCAGCAGCCACAGCAGCAGCCACAGCAGCAACAACAGCAGCAACUUUAGCCACAACAGCAACAAAGGCCCGAACAGCAGCAACAACAGCCACUCUUUUGGCCAGAACUUUGCGGGUGACUCACUGCGCGCCAUGGAGCCAACGGAACUCGUGAGCAGCGAUCGCGAAGCGUACAGUGUGGACUCGCUAAACGAACCGCCCGCUGUGCCGGAACUCAGCGUGGAGGACGGUUUGGCUGACGACGACUCCUGGGUGGAGGAACUGAGUCAGCGGGGCGAGGAUGAGGACGAGGAUCUGAGCAACGCUACCACCACACCCACGGCCACAGACUCCGAGGAUGCGGAGGGAGAAAGUGAGGGAACCCGACGACAUGGCUACAUGGAUCGAGAGGAGGAGCUGAGGGGAUACAAUAGGUCCGCCAUCGACUUCACCCUGCACACCAUCGUCGAGGAGAGUUGCGAGGAGAGCGAGGUGGCCUCCAUGCGGGCGGACAACGAAGACGCCGAGCUGGAGGAUGAGGAUAUAGCCGAACGGAGGAGGCAGCGCACCCUGCAGCACCACCACCGACUAAGUGCCUCUGAGCUGGAGAAGUACUUCUUCUUCGGCCUGGGAGAUGGUCGAGUAAUGAGUUCCAUUGACACGCGCGGAGAUGACACUGCAUCCGAAGUGAGUUCCGAGUGCUCCGAGAGUCUUGACUCCCUGCCGCACGAGGAUCAGCUGUUGGAUACAAGUGGAGCUUCCGAUCUGGCCUCUUCCCGCCUGGAAAAGUACUUCCUCUCCGGCUUCAUGGGAUUCAGUGGUGCAGAGAAGCAGGCGGAGAGCGAUGAAAGUGGUGGUAGUGUAGGCAGCGACAGUGAAGGGCAGCCGAGUCCCAGUCAGCGGAGAAAGCGACUGGUUAGAGCCAGGGGAACACCAAGGAGUCACAACUCAUCGCUGGAUAACUUGCUCCUGCCAGAAUCAGACACUCUGGAUGCCACAGUUACGUCUGCGGGAGGAGCAGCUGCAGCCACUGUAGAGGACACCUCGGAAUCGGAGGCGGGCUGCGACGACACUGUGAUUCAUCUGGCCAAUGCCGGAGCUUCGGAUGGUUCCUCCUCGGACACCAUUAAGCGCAAGAAGCAACUGCGUAAGCGUCACGACUCCCUGGACGAAAAGAAGCUACACGAUUUGGAGCCUUCCGAGUGCCGGACACCCACGCCGGGCAGCAGUGGUCAGGUGCAGAUGCAGUCGCAGGCGAAGAAGCAACAACAGCAGCACCACCACAGCCGGGACAGUGGUUUCGUGGGCAGCAACGAUGAUCUCCUGAAGGCGGCGCCAGAUUGUGAGCCACCCAAGAGCCCAACGCCAGCUCUGGAGCAGAUCAGUGAGGAUCGGGAACCGGUCCACAGUCAGAUAAGUCUGGCCAAGAUGGAUCAGCCCAGCACUUCGGCAGCUGCGGCUGCGGUAGCGAGCACACUUUCCAGCCAACUGAAAAAUCUUGCCCUGCCCAAUCUGGUGCGAAAGGAUAGCUUCAACAACUGGAGCUCCGACGAGGAGACCAACCUGAUGAUGAGCAAGAUGCGGCAGUUCUUCAAGAACCUUAUUGUGGCCACCGCGAAUGCACAGCAGAGCAAGCCCACCACGCCCAAUCAAGGGCCGAGCACCACUAAUGCCAGCACCACUAAUGCCCCCAGUUCCCAGCGCAUAUUGGCCAAAUCCCGGCCAGCACAGUUGGCCUACUUCGAGAACGAGCUGACCCGACUGAUGAAGACCGUGCCGGGCAUCAAUGAUGAGCAGGUGCGCGAAAUAGUGGAGUACCUGAGCAGUGAGGACACAUGGUCUGAUUCCUACGAUUCCUCGGACUACACGAGCUCCGAUCUGGAGGGCGGUGAGCGGAAGGGCCAACUGAAGGCCCAGAUCUCCGCCAGCUGUCAGCAGAUCAUCAACAAGUUUGAGAUUGACGAGGAGGGUGAUCGUGGCGAUGGUGGACUGCUGGACGAGAGCCAAAGUGUGCCCAUGGAGGCACUGGUGUACCAGAAAUUGGUGGCUUCCUUCAGCAAGGUGGCGGCGGGUGGAGAGCCGGAAGCAGAAGCCACCAAAGCGGUGGAGGAAGCGGAGCCUUCCACGGAAAGAUCCCCGCAACUGUUCGCCAAGGUGAUGCAGCAUAUUGGUACCAGAUUGGUGGCCCUGAUGCACGAAGUGAGCAGUGGCAAUGAAACGCCCACUCCAUCGCCGCAAGGACAGCGGCACCAUCGAAGACUGCAGGCCAAGAUCUCGGCCACCACGACGGAGGAUGAGGAAGAUGAGGUGGAGGAGCAACUGAGAGCAAUGCCCAUCAAGCAGCUUAAGUUGCGCAGCAGAUCCCAUGAUCUCCUGCUGGACGGCACCACGCCGCACUCGCAUCACCUGCACCACCAGGCCACGGUGCACUACCCAACCGGCGGAGUGGGAUCGGGAGCGGGCGGAUCUGGCGGACCCGGACACUCGGACAACGCCGGGGAGGAGUGCGGCGUGGCCAGCGACUACGAGCGAUUCUCGUGGCGCGGCAGUUUUGAGUCGGCAUUACUGGCUAAUGGCGACAGCAGAACGAGGCUCAGCCAGCUGAGCCAACUGGACAGGGAUAACUCGUCGUCUGCGUCCGCUUUGGCUGUGGCAAAGCGCCGAUCGGCAGGCGACCUUCUCUUCAGCCAGCACCAGCAGAGCCUGAGCCGCGAGCAGCUGGACCGCGUUCGAUCCUGCGGCAGCAUUGGUGGCGGCGAUGCCCAUCACCACCAGUUGGAGUCGUCGCCGGCCAAGCCGUGGCUCUCCUCCGCGGGAUCUUCGAUUGGCGGUGAUUCCACAAAGGAUGUGCGGCGUUCCAGUGUGCCGGAUGCCAUUUACGAGACGGACUCCAGCGAUGAGGCAGCCCCGCAUCAGUUUGGCGGCGCCAGAUCCACGUUGCCGCGCAGCUUGAAUCCCAACCAGGUGGUGGCCAGCACGAACUCACUACCCCGCCUACCCACCACCGGUGUGGGUGCGCCCAUAACCAGCACACCCAAGACAAAGUCUCAGAGCGCCCUCAACCACACGCCCUCCAACUUGUCCACCGUUUCGGCCACUGGCAGUGCCAAGAGUGCGAGAUACCGCUCGCCAGGAUUGGCGGCACGAGCGGCGGCCGUCAGUGGGGCAGGAGGUGGCUCAAGUGGUGGCGUUGGUGGUGCAGCUGGUGGUGUGGGAGCCAGCGGUGGUUCCACGGGCAAGAAACUAGGCGCGGGCUUCCAGUUCCUCUACUCCAAACGCGAUGCGCGCAAACGUCUCAACAUGUCAGCUGAGGAAGCCAAAGUGGCCGCCGAAGAACUGUCACGAUCGCCGGUAAUUGGACAACGGCAGGCAGAUGGAUCGGGCAGCCCCAUCCAGUCGCGUGCCUCCAGCGAAACGUGGCCCACUCAGUCGGAUGAGGACAUCGAUCGCCUGGUGGCCAUGCAUCAGAACCGCAGCAGUCUCAGCUCGCUGGGGGUUCGAUCGGAAUCCAUGGCCAGCGUCUAUUCGGGCGCCGGAGAAGGUCGCUAUGGCACCGUGGUGGUCAAGGGUCAAGUGGAGUUCGCCAUGCAGUACAACUACAAGCUGAGUGCUUUGGAAGUCCAUGUGGUGCGCUGCAAGGACUUGGCCGCCGUUGAUGCCAAACGCAAUCGCAGUGAUCCCUAUGUGAAGGUUUAUCUACUGCCCGACAAAUCGAAGGCUGGCAAGCGCAAAACCAAAGUCAAGAAGCACACGCUGAAUCCCAUCUUCGACGAGACGAUGCGCUUCCACACACCCAUUUCCAGCUUGGAGUCACGAACAUUGUGGCUCACCGUCUGGCACUCGGAUAUGUUUGGGCGUAAUGACUUCCUGGGCGAAGUCAGUGUCAAUUUGCAGGGUCGCCUCUUCGACAAUCCCCAGUCGCAGUGGUACCUCCUCCAAGAACGCAGCGAACCCUUCGACGAGGUGGCCACCUACCGGGGUGACAUAGUAGUGGGCCUGAAGUACAUUCCCCCGGAGAACAUCAAAUCCUCGUUCUUCUCGCGCGGCUCCUCUAUAACAGGCAGCUCCUCCAAUUUGCGCAAAUUUGGAGGCAGCAUCAAGUCGGUGGCCUCCAAAUCAGACCGCACUUCAAAGGGCGGCCAGCUGCAUGUGCUGGUCAAGGAGGCCAAGCACCUGAGUCCCAUCAAGGCAAACGGCACCUGCGACGCCUUCUGCAAGAGUUAUUUGUUGCCCGAUCGCACGAGGAGCUCCAAGCAAAAGACGCCGGUAGUGAAGCGCACCCUGCACCCCAGCUGGAACUACACAUUUGUUUACGAGGACGUUUCCUUGGAGGAACUGUCAGAACGCGCCUUGGAGCUAACCGUCUGGGAUCACGAUCGUCUGGCCAGCAAUGAGUUUGUUGGCGGCAUACGAUUCUCCUUGGGCACCGGUCGCAGCUAUGGUCGGCAGGUGGAAUGGAUGGAUGCCACCGGAAAGGAGCUCUCCCUGUGGCAGAACAUGUUGGAUCGACCGAACUUCUGGGUGGAGGGCAGCUUGGUGCUGCGUUCCAGUUUGGAUGGCAUUCGAGCCAAUUUGCCAUAGGCCGGUAUAGUUUAGGACCAGGACAAACCACAAAAUCGCAGUUAGAAUUGCCAAUGGCAUUCUGCAUUGCAUUGUAUUGUAUUAAUUAUGCGAUAAUUAUCAAUUAACGAUCACGUCGACUCUGAGAAGCAUUACUAGCGGUAUAAGAAAAGAAACGAUUGCAACCUUCACAAUUUAGUGUUAAGAGUGUGGAAUGAUGAAUACUGUAUUUCUGAAUACUCGAAUACGUCGGAAAAUGACGCGAUGACGCUGCAAGUACCGCAGACACGGAAGAGCAAAAAACAAAGUAAUCAAGGCAAGAGAAACUAAGCAAAAAACCUUAUCAAGUUUAUGGCACUAAUUGUAAGCGCAGUUCUCAGCUAUUCGAUGGAGAUAAAAGUUUAAAAACUAUAAAGCGAAACGAUGAGGUCUCAAGGUUGGACCGUCUAUAUAUUAAGACAGUUUGUAUGUGUGUGUUUUUUUCCACCUCUCCCCUACGAGAGGCAAUCGCAAUUGGCAUACUAUAUGCGCUAAACUACGAUAAAACUACAGAUAAACACUACAGUUAAAACCUAGUUAAAACGAGGCAUAAGCUUACUAUGUAUAACUAUCCAUAAUACCCGAGAAAUACAAAUAACAUUUUUGUAAAUUCAA